CAGGAGUCAUGGUUGGUGAUGGAACAUUUCUUACUGGGAAGUAUAAAUGAGUGCUACUCAUGGAAAGCUCAUUUGAUGGUCGGAAGAAGAUUUUUCCAAUUGCAUUUGCCAUUGUGGAGAGUGAGAAUAAUGAUAGUUGGCUACAGUUCAUAAGACACCUUCAAGGUUUAACCGAUCGAAAUGAUGUCUACAUGAUCUCAGAUAGACAUGCGGGACUCUAUGAAGCCAUGAGUGACAUCGGGAGAGGAGGUGGUGAAUGUGACACUAUGCAAGCAACUUGAAAAGGAAGACUAAAAGUAAGAUUAUGUAUAAUCAACUGUUUCGAGCCGGUAAGCAUUCAUUGCUAUGGUUAUUUAAUGUUAUGUAUUAUUUAUUCUCAUUUAAAUUUUGUCAUGGAUAUAUCUAACUCAUGUGGUUAUUUAUUGUUCUCUCGUGAGAAAAAGGCUUGGAGAAGUUCGAUCGUCAAGUUGAGCAAUUUAAGAAGAUGGUCACUGAUAGAAAUGUUUCAUUCGAUAACUGGGUGGUCCAAAAUCAACUAAGUUGGAGCUUAGCAUAUGAUAACCAUAAUCGUGGGCAUUGAUGGUCUGUCAUGACAUCCAACAUGACAAAGAGCAUUAAUGGUGUUUUCAAAAGUAUUCGUUCACUUCCUGUAACUUCUUUUGUGCAACAUACUUAUUGACGAUUAUUGGAGAAAAUCGAUAAAAUGAGGUUGGAGAUAAAAGCAAAAAUCAGAAAUGGUCAUUCAUUGUACACUUCUGGUCGUCGCCAGUGUGGUGACUUACGUCGGUGUCGGUCGCCUCCCUCUCCCACGACCCCUUCCUCCACUGGAGAUGACUUCCUCUUCGCCGGAAUCGUGGUCGGAGUCCGCCAUCUUUGUUAUCUGCCGCUGCCGCUCGAAAAGAAGAAGAUGAAAACUAGAUCUGAUCUGGUGGAGGGGACAAAGCUGCUAUUGCGGAUCCGCGCGAGCAAGUGGAUGGAGGAAGAAGACAACCUGCGGAUCCGGGCGAGUGAAGAGGAAGGAGGAUAUGAUUGGCGGAACCGGCCUAGCAAAGAAUGAAAAAGGAAUUCUGGUGCGAGAUUGGGUUUCUUGUGGGUGGUGGGGAGAAGAAGAAGAAGACGCGAAAACGAAGUACAACAGCAGUGCCGAUCCGCGUGAGCCGUUUUCCCUUUUUUCUAGCUCACGAGGGUCUGCUUUACUUAUAGUUUAAAAAGUAGCUAACACGAAACCACGUAAUUAGUCCUUCCAAACACAAUAUCCCUGUAAAUAGUUUUCAGACCGCUAUAUUUGUGGUAAUUGUAUUAAAAAAACAAUAUUUAU
Molecule: messenger RNA, 1318 nt
Organism: Linum trigynum
Lineage: Eukaryota; Viridiplantae; Streptophyta; Magnoliopsida; Malpighiales; Linaceae
Source: the annotation of a GenBank genome assembly